AUGGCAGCACCUCUCAAGGCGGCCGGCGCCGCCGCCACAGCAGCGACAGCCGUCUCCGGCUCCGGCUUCGUCCCGCGCACCACCUUCGAGGUCUCGUCCCAGAUAUCGCGGUCCUAUUUCCUGGGCCACCACGCGGGCGCCCUAACGUCGAUGCGCCGCAUUCUAUCCAACAUCAGCCUGAUCAUCGAGUGUCGCGACAGCCGCGUGCCCCUGACCUCGACCAACCCGCUGCUCGAGUCCUCGCUCGCGGGCCGCGACCGCAUCAUCGUCUACACCAAGUCCGACCUCGGCUUCCCGCCGUCCGCGGGCCGCUUCCGCCAGGCACAGCAGAACCUGCUCAGCCGGUGGCACGCCGAGCGCCACGGCAUCAUCACGGAGCACCGGCCGGGGGAGGCGGGCGCCGCGGGGGGCAUCUUCGGCCCGGGCCGCACCGAGGUCGUCUUCACGGACGAGCGGCAGCCCAAGACGAUCCAGAAGCUGCUGGACGCCAUGAAGGAGCGCGCCGCGGCGGCCGACUCGCUGACGGGGCUGCGCGCGCUGGUCGUCGGCAUGCCCAACGCCGGCAAGAGCACGCUGCUCAACGCCAUGCGCCGCGUCGGCAUGCACCUGGGCAAGGCGGCGCGGACCGGGGCGCAGCCGGGCAUCACGCGCAAGCUGUCGUCGCCCGUGCGCGUGAUCCCCGAGGACAGCGCGGCGGGCAUCGAGCAGGGCGUCUUCGUCUUCGACACCCCGGGCGUCUUCGUGCCCUACGUCGGCGACCUGGAGUCCAUGCUCAAGCUGAGCCUGGUCGGCUGCGUCAAGGACGGCAUCGUCCCCGUCGAGACCGUCGCCGACUACCUGCUGUACUGGCUCAACCUUAAGGACCCGGCCGCCUACGCCGACUUCUGCCCGCCCACCAACGACGUCGCCGCCUUCCUCGACGGUGUCGCCGUGCGCACCGGCAAGCUCCUCAAGGGCGGCGCUCCCGGCCGCGAGCUUGCCGCCACCUGGGUCGUGCAGCAGUGGCGCAAGGGCAACUUGGGCCAGUUCGGCCUGGACGAGGUCAACGAGGAGGUGCUGCGCGAGUGGGCGCGGAAGGGACAGGGCGCCGGUGUGGGCGACCAGGAGCCCAUCAGCAUGAAUCAGGCCCGGAAGCGGGAGAAGGAGGCCAGGAAGGCCUACAAACUUGCCAAGAGGCAGGCUUCCGCCGGUGGCCCAUGA
Messenger RNA from Neoarthrinium moseri, 1200 nucleotides. RefSeq lists its product as uncharacterized. The coding region runs from base 1 to 1200 and encodes 399 amino acids. The record is from RefSeq and is a predicted model, not a curated record. Gene Ontology annotation, cellular component: mitochondrion. Lineage: Eukaryota; Fungi; Ascomycota; Sordariomycetes; Amphisphaeriales; Apiosporaceae. Gene Ontology annotation, molecular function: GTPase activity; GTP binding. The transcript has a single exon.